AGGCGCAGGCGCCCGGCGGAGGAGCAGGACCAUGGCCGCGGCUCCGGCGGAGGCGGAGACCCGGCAGCGUCUCCUGCGCACCGUCAAGAAGGAGGUGAAGCAGAUUAUGGAGGAAGCUGUGACAAGGAAGUUUGUGCACGAGGACAGUAGCCACAUCAUCUCAUUCUGUGCUGCCGUGGAAGCCUGCGUCCUGCACAGCCUAAAGCGGAGAGCAGCCGGGUUCUUGCGCAGUAACAAGAUCGCAGCCCUGUUCAUGAAGGUGGGCAAGAGCUUCCCUCCGGCAGAAGAUCUUUCUAGAAAGGUCCAAGAUCUGGAACAGCUCAUCGAGAACACACGAAACCAGGUACAAGGCAUCCAGGAGAACGUGCGCAAAGUGCAGAAGCUGCCGAACCUGUCUCCCCAGGCCAUCAAGCACCUCUGGAUCCGCACAGCCCUCUUCGAAAAGGUCCUGGAUAAAAUCGUGCAUUACCUGGUAGAAAACAGCAGUAAAUACUAUGAGAAAGAAGCUCUCCUGAUGGAUCCCGUAGAUGGACCAAUUCUUGCUUCCUUAUUGGUGGGGCCUUGCGCCCUGGAGUACACCAAGAUGAAGACGGCGGAUCACUUCUGGACUGACCCCUCCGCCGACGAACUCGUUCAGAGGCAUCGCAUUCACAGCUCACACUGUCGCCAGGACUCUCCCACUAAGCGCCCUGCUCUCUGUAUUCAGAAAAGGCAUUCGAGUGGCAGCAUGGACGACCGGCCGUCACUGUCUGCCAGAGACUAUGUGGAGUCUUUGCAUCAGAAUUCCAGAGCCACGCUACUCUACGGCAAAAACAACGUCCUGGUGCAGCCGAGAGACGACAUGGAGGCGAUCCCGGGGUACUUGUCCCUUCAUCAGACUGCAGACAUCAUGACGUUGAAAUGGACCCCCAACCAGCUAAUGAACGGUUCUGUGGGAGAUCUGGACUACGAGAAAAGGCUAAUUUCUAAAAUUUCCCAGUGUCCAGGCAAGACAGAGAGAGAGAGAGGUCAAACCACAAAUGUGUACUGGGACUAUGCCAUGACCAUUCGCCUCGAGGAGAUCGUCUACCUGCACUGUCACCAGCAGGUAGACAGCGGUGGGACAGUAGUUUUGGUGAGUCAGGAUGGAAUUCAGAGGCCUCCGCUCAGGUUCCCCAAAGGAGGGCACCUGCUUCAGUUUCUGUCCUGCCUAGAAAAUGGUCUCCUCCCUCAUGGACAGCUGGACCCACCUCUUUGGUCACAGAGGGGGAAGGGGAAGGUGUUUCCAAAGCUGAGAAAGCGAAGUCCCCAGGGCUCUUCCGAGUCGGCAUCUGAUAAGGAAGAUGAUGAAGCCACGGACUACGUUUUCCGGAUAAUCUACCCCGGCACGCAGUCAGAGUUUGUGCCCCAGGAUCUGAUCGACACACCAGCCAGCAGCCUGCCUUCCAUGUGGCAACCUAGCACCCGCAAGUCCUCCUGCUCCUCGUGCUCCCAGAAUAGCUCCUCCGAUGGUGGCCCAUCCAACGGCUGCAACCACGAAAGAACCCCACUAAAGCUCCUGUGUGACAACAUGAAAUACCAGAUCCUCUCCCGGGCUUUCUAUGGCUGGCUGGCGUACUGUCGACAUCUCUCCACUGUGCGAACCCACCUGUCCGCAUUGGUUAAUCACAACAUUGUGUCUCCUGACCUGCCAUGUAAUGCCAGCGGUGGACUGACUGCAGAGAUAUGGCAAAAAUACCUGCAGGAUAGCACGAGUUACGAGGAGCAGGAGUUGUUACGGCUCAUCUACUACGGUGGGAUCCAGCCUGAGAUCAGGAAAGCCGUCUGGCCCUUUCUCUUGGGCCACUACCACUUCGGGAUGACGGGAGCUGAGAGGAGAGAGGUUGACGAUCAGAUCCGGGCCUGCUACGAACAGAUCAUGGCGGAAUGGCUGGGCUGCGAGGCCAUCGUUCGGCAAAGGGAGAAGGAAUCCCACGCUGCGGCUCUGGCCAAGUGCUCUUCUGGGGCGAGCUUAGACACCCACAUUCAGAGGAUGAUGCACAGGGAUUCGACUGUCAGCAACGAGUCUUCCCAAAGCUGUAGCUCUGGCAGGCAAAGCCACGCCCGGCUGCUGAGUGACUCCAGCUCCAGCACCCAGGUGUUUGAAUCAGUUGAGGAUGUUGAACUGACGGAGGCAGAUGCCCAACUCGAAGACGGCAAACAAGCCAAAAUCCUAAACGGGACGAUCGCCAAUGGCACGUGUUCCCCUGAGCCUGGCCAUCCCUCUUCCCAGACUUUCUACAGCACGUCUGAGCACAGCUUCAGCACUGACGAGAAUGCGACGGAAUCCAGCAAAACCGGGUCCUGCCACCGAGGGAAAGCCAGUGGGGCCGAGGCCCCGAAACCACAGAGCUCAGCCAAUACACUGUCAGAGGAUAAGCUGGCGGGGGAGGAUCUGCAGGGCCAGGACAGCCUGGAAGGUGAAUGUCCCAUCAAUGGAAGCUUAGAAGUCUUUAUUCCAGAUGGCGGGAGCACAGCGGUGGUUUUGCCUGACAAUGAAGCGGUGGGCCUUUCUGUGGUGGAUGAGAGCUGGGCUGAUAGUGAAGCUGAAAAGCACAGCUUGGUGGGGAGUGAGGACAAUCUGUCGGAGGAACCAGAGAUGGAGAGCUUGUACCCACCGCUGGAUUCACUAGCUGUGGCUGACUUGGCUAACAAUGAAGUUUCUCCCGUCUCCUCAACUGGGGUCACCUAUUCUCCAGAGCUCCUGGACAUGUACACUGUGAACCUGCAUCGCAUUGAGAAGGAUGUGCAGAGAUGUGACCGGAACUACUGGUACUUCACACCUGCCAACCUCGAGAAGCUCCGCAACGUCAUGUGCAGCUACAUCUGGCAGCACAUUGAGAUCGGCUACGUGCAGGGAAUGUGCGACCUGCUGGCGCCUCUCCUGGUCAUCCUGGAUGAUGAGGCGCUCGCGUUCAGCUGUUUCACCGAGCUCAUGAAAAGGAUGAACCAGAAUUUCCCACAUGGGGGAGCCAUGGACACCCACUUUGCUAACAUGAGGUCACUGAUCCAGAUCUUGGACUCUGAGCUCUUUGAGCUGAUGCACCAGAAUGGGGACUACACCCAUUUCUACUUCUGCUAUCGAUGGUUUCUCCUGGACUUCAAGCGAGAGCUGGUGUAUGAUGAUGUUUUCUCUGUCUGGGAGACAAUCUGGGCAGCUGCACGCGUCUCCUCUUCGCACUAUGUCCUCUUCAUAGCCCUGGCCUUGGUGGAAAUGUACCGGGACAUCAUUUUGGAAAAUAACAUGGAUUUUACAGAUAUCAUCAAGUUCUUCAAUGAAAUGGCCGAGCGGCACAACACCAAACAGCUCCUGAAGCUGGCCCGGGAUCUCGUUUACAAAGUCCAGACGCUGAUUGAGAAUAAAUGAAAGGCCUGGGAAGGGUGGGGUGUUUGGCGAGAUGUCGCCGACUCCCGUCCAACACUUCCUUCCCCAUCUCCUUUUUCUUGAAGUGCCACACCUGUGACAAAAAAACCUUGGUAGUUUGACACAUGCUGCUCUCUAAGAUGAAAGUACCCUUAUCUCUGCUCUCAUGCUGUUGAGCUUAGACAUUAGGGGAAGGGUCCCCUAGUUUAGUUCUUCAGUUCAACAUUCGCUUUCAGUGAUUGACCAAAGAUCUGUAAAUCUGCAUCUUAUUUUUUGUUUCAAACAUUUCUACGUUGGAAGCAAAUCCUGGGCAGACAUUGCCUUGCCUUGCUUUGCUUUGGUGGUAUUAUUGCAGUUAUGGUUCCCAUCUUUAGCAAGAGCACUUUCCAGACAAAGCUUUCUCAAAGAGGGUGGGCUACAGGCAGACUAUGCCUCUGCUGUCCCUUGGUCCACCUUUGAAUUUGCAGCAUAUACUGCAGGGGAACAAAGCACUUCCCAAGAAGCAGCUUUCCCACGUGACAAGAAAGCCAGGCAGCAUGCCUCUCAAGCUAGUAAAAACUAGGGUGUUCUCAGCAUUCGGCUCUGGGGGAGGAGCGUGAGGCUGUGCCUUCAGCAGAGAGACUCUGAUCAGAGAAGUUCCUCCUAUGAUAUACCCUCUUCCUUGUUUGGGGCUCUGUUUUCCUCCCAUUCCCUAGGGUUGACAGUUUGCUCCUCACCCCAGGAUCAGAGCAUGUGGAGUUCCAACUCCGGCUAAGUUUCCAAAAGAGCUCAGGAUGCCAAGUAUUUCAGUGCCAACAUAGGAGCUGAGCUCUACUGGAAAGUCUGGUUCCAACUGUGGGUCCUGAGCAUUUGAAAAAUCCGGCCUUGAGCUUUUUUGAAAAUUCAGAGUUUGUGCCAGAGGAGUCUUUUGUGUUUCUGGAACCUGAUCCUUAGCCCAUUGACGUCAAUGGAAAGACUCCAGUUGGACAUCGGUGGGCUUGUGGAGGAAAAUAGACCAAGCUUAGCAUUCUCUGCUCUGGGUACCCAGAGUGGUGCAAUUCCAAGGCAGCUCCCCUGCAGUGGCACUAGCAUUGUGCCCCACUGGUGCUGUGGCGUGCAGCACCUUGGCCCACACAAGAGCAGCAGGAAAACUGAGCUGCAGGAUAAUUGGUGAGGUUAGUGCAGCCAAGAGUUUGGGUUUAUUUUUCAACUCAGGUAAAAAAAAGUAGAAGAGGAAAAGGAGAGAAGUGGGUUGUGUUAGUGGGUUAGUUCCCACCUGCCUAGGAAGGUCAUUGUCAUGGCUAAACCAGUUGGUGGUUGCUCCUGGCAGCUGGGAAAAUGCUUUGCUGUAGCUCUUUCAAGGGUACUUGCUCUCAAAUUGUGCUGCAAAAAUCUGUUUGCCAGCCAUGAAAUGUGUGAUAAAUGUGUUUUCUCUUCCUCCACUCAGCUCCCCCAGCAGGGCUAGGCCAGAGCCCUCCGUGCUGAGGGAGUGGUGUUCACCAGAAGGGGAAAGGGACUCCUCUGUUUCUCCUCCUGCAGAACCCUUCUUUGUACUGGAUGUAUUUUGUAUUUGUGUGUUGUGUGUCUCAGACGUUGCUUGCAGAAGAAACCCAGAAGAAAAUAGUGCAUGCUCCAGAAAUCAGUUGCAGAGUACAGUGAGCCAGUCUGCAGUAUGUGAACAAAUCACCUCAUCCCCCUGUACUAGUGGGAUGCAGAGUCUGUAACUGCAAACCAGGGAAGGGCAGGGCCUGCUGAACCCUUUUGCUGAAGAAGAAUACAGCGCGAGGUGAAAGCAGAGGAAAUCUGUCUUCUCUAAUUUCUUAUUUUGCAGGCUAUUUGUACUUUAUCCACAUGAGGUAGGAAACCCUCUGAAGCAAUUUUCUGUCCAGGUUAGAGCCAAUCUGCUGUAUUAAACGCCAAAAAGAGCUUAAUUUACUGGAGAAAACAGUCCGCACUAGCAUCUGAAAUAGUCUGCAUGGAAACUGAAGAAGUUGGGCUUUAAACCUUCAGGUUCGCCUAUGAAUCUUUCAUCUUUUCCUAAAGCAGAGAGCAAAUCUCACGCCUACGCUGGUGACCUGUUCCUGAUUUUACACUUGUAGCUUUUCAGAUGUUAGAAUGGAUAAACAAUCUGAGUAACCUUGUUCUAAAGUGGAAGGGAUCAAAGUGACACCUUCACAUAGCAAAACUAAGGAAUAAUAACCAUUAGAUAGGCAUAACUAGUAGUAUUUUAUCAAGCAACAACUCUGAUGACACUAGCUUUCAGGCUUUUUUUUUUUUUUUUUUUUAAUGGAUAGCUGAGAAUCCUGCACAAUAUCAGCUAUCUGUAUUAUCUGACUGUGUCUUCGGGCCCAUCAAUAGCAGUGUUUUUGAAUAACUUCUAACAAAAAAAAGUAUUUAUUUAUUCUAUUGAUUGUACAUUACUGUGUGUCCUUGUAUACUGAAUUCAGUGAGUGUGACUCUUUAUGCAAAUGGAGAUAUAUCUUUCAAUGUUGCAAACAUAUCUGUAAAUGUUUACCAGAAAAUUGUGUCUAUAUAUACAGUAUAGA
Trachemys scripta elegans is the source of this 5907-nucleotide messenger RNA. RefSeq names its product small G protein signaling modulator 1 (gene SGSM1). Gene Ontology annotation, molecular function: GTPase activator activity. The coding region runs from base 32 to 3385 and encodes 1117 amino acids. NCBI's taxonomy places the organism in Eukaryota, Metazoa, Chordata, Testudines, Emydidae. Gene Ontology annotation, biological process: activation of GTPase activity. The transcript is spliced from 26 exons. The record is from RefSeq and is a predicted model, not a curated record.